AUGGCAUCCCCCAAAAAUCACCAAUAUCUUUCCAUAUAUAUUAUUGAUAGCGAUGUUUUUCUCAAACUAUUACAUCUACGGGUUUCCUUAAAGAUUAAUUCAUAGAAGCGACAAUUAUUUAAUGAUAUUGUUUUAAUUUCGGAAAAAUAACAUUACUACCUCUUACAAUUUAGAUUAGAUAUAAAAUUAUCUUGUACUUAUUAUUUAAACACUAAACAUAAGACUAAGUCAUUAGUAUAUAAUAAAAGAAAAUUUUAUUUUAAUUAGGUGGUGCUAUAUUUAUAAUUCGCAAGAGAACGGAUAAAUUUAAUCAGAAAGUUAACAAAUUUAAGAAAUAAUCAAUUAAUUAACAGUCGAAGCAUAAAACAAUAAAAUGGUUUUAGCGAAAUGA
Molecule: messenger RNA, 391 nt
Organism: Paramecium octaurelia
Lineage: Eukaryota; Ciliophora; Oligohymenophorea; Peniculida; Parameciidae
Source: the annotation of a GenBank genome assembly